Entamoeba invadens IP1 is the source of this 570-nucleotide messenger RNA. RefSeq lists its product as hypothetical. The record is from RefSeq and is a predicted model, not a curated record. NCBI's taxonomy places the organism in Eukaryota, Evosea, Mastigamoebida, Endamoebidae. The transcript has a single exon. The coding region runs from base 1 to 570 and encodes 189 amino acids.
AUGGCUGAGUGUGACAUCAUAAAUCGGUGCAUAGUAGUAGACUGUGGAAAUAAUAAAAAGAACGUGCAAGACGUGAUGAAUUUGAUUGAACUUGCCGGUGAAGUGGAUUAUGUAGUGAGGUCUCCAACAGAAGAAUCACCUCUUCUUGUUGUAAAAUACGUUAAACUUGAAUCAGUCCAAACUGCUCUUCUGUUUGACAAAGGUGUCAUAGAAAGCAACUUUGUAAAAAUACGAAGAGCGACGUAUGACGACAUUUCUGAAAAGAAGACAACGAAUUCGAAUGUAUUUGAUGACGAGAAAGAAGGUGAACUUGUUGAAAAGAAUGGAAGUGGGUUUACCACGGGAUGUGUUAACCUUGCAUUACAGUAUGUAUCCUUUGUGGACAGUGUUGCAGAUAAUGGAAUUUCAUUCUUCAAAAAACUGGUGAGCAAACCUCCAAUUGUGAAGAAGAAAACGGACGAAAACAAGUCUCCCAACCCCUCCGAAAAGCACACAAGCGAGUUUAAGAAAAAGAAAAGUUCGAAAACAAAGACACAAGAAACGCAACCACUUCUAGGAACGCCUUUGUAA